Molecule: messenger RNA, 1523 nt
Organism: Owenia fusiformis
Lineage: Eukaryota; Metazoa; Annelida; Polychaeta; Sabellida; Oweniidae
Source: the annotation of a GenBank genome assembly
UUCGGCAAACGAGAUGACCUUCACCUUUGACCUUAAAAUGUCAACAACAAGAUGGCAUCAAUGUUGCACCAGAAUUUUGUGAAAUAUACAUAUUUACUGCCUGAAAAUAUCAAUAAUCUGAUAUGGAAUCUGGGGAUGAAUACUCAUAGUACAACUUACAAAACCAUAUGGAGAAAAUGAACAGGUUCCAAGAUCAGGCCUGUUCCCUGGAGAUGCCAUCACGAAGAAUAGUAUGGCCUCAAUGCACGCAGGGAAGGACAUUUUCUCCUGGUGUAUUGGGCCCCAAUAAAGUGAACAAUCGCUUCAUGACCUGGGAUGAAAUCAUUAAAAAGUCUUCCACAGUCACAACAGUUACUUACAAAACAUUUCUUCCACCAGAACUCAAAGACACCAGAAUCAUUGGUCAGCCUGUUUGCAUUGGUUGCCAUGGAAACAUCUUUAUUUUCCAGUAUUUCUAUUUACUUACCAAUCAAAAGAAGACAAUCAAAUCCUUCCGAUUGAACUUUUUAUUCAUAGAUGCUGAUAAGGAAGUUUCGCAUUGUUUUACUGAUCAUCAGUAUCUCCAGCCGUCAACUUUGAAAAACGAGCCAUUGUAUUGUUUAAUCAGUCCAGGUCUCCAUUUUGUGCUGUUCCGUUUACCCUAUAAUGUCUUGAAGGCAAAUAAAUGGGCAUCUGUGCAGAUUUCUCAAAUACAUAAAGAUGGCGACACUUACACAAUAGAUGACAUGGUCAAUGCGCACAUUUCAUAUCGGGACAGACGUACACAAGAAGUGAUUUUCCAUCCUAAGUAUGAAAACCGUGUGGUCAUUAUUACACCUGAUUAUUAUGCAACAUCGGCAAACAUUCAAAUAUUUGAACAUGAAAUAUAUGAAGGAGUCCUCAAGAAAAACCCACUGAAUGCUAUAGAGGAGCACUCUAUUCGUUUAAUUGAUGAUAGAAACCUCGGAAUUUUAGAAUGCGCAUCACAGCUUAUGGAAGCACAACCAGAUGUAAUUCAAAGGGAAAAUAGAACUCAAAGACUCACAUCUACAUUUUCAAAAUCAGGAAAUUUUCUGAUUGUGUCAAUGCAGGUUCUUUUAACAGAACGAACAUACCACCAUGAGAAAACUCUCCGGCAACUACACACUUUUUUCAUUGAUUCUGAAAAUUACACCCUUGCAAAAUGGCAUAAAAUAAACCUUGAGAGCCCUCUAUCACCACAAAAUGGUUUCAUCUGUACGCAGAAUGAUUCAAAUCUUGAAAUAUACCUGACGGACUCGAGCUCUUCACAGAUACGAUCAACAUUGUCCGUGAAACUUCCUGUACGAAUCUCUCUUAUGGAAUCAUGUAGGGCUAGUAUAUUAAAACAAGUUCAUCCCACUGACGUGCCAAACCUCAACUUGCCAACAAAACUUGUGCGUUAUUUGCAGUUUGAUGAUGGAUUGUGCUCCCAUUGUCAGGACCAGGCAAAAAGUCACCGUUUAAUCACAUUUUCAGAGUUGAUAAAAAGUCAAAGUGAAGCAUAAUGUGUGGAUUGUGAUAUU